UCCUACUCAGCUCUUUCCGCUCACGUGACUGUUACAGGCGGAAUGUUUGAAAUCUCUAUCUGUCAGGCACUGAGAGAACCGCGGAAAUGGAACGAGGGCCCGCGAGCCGGACUUGUUGCCAGCUGGAUCACGUGACGGCCGCCGCAAGAUUCCUUAUCCCCGCCGCUGAGGAGUAUCGCGCGGUCUAUCGAGGAUGAUGAGCCGGGCGCGAACUGCGAGGAAAAAACAGCAUGGCGGGCAGCAUAGGGGAGAGGAGAGAGGACUUCAAAGUUCUCAAUCUCCUCGGCAAAGGCUCGUUUGCUUGUGUGUACAGGGCCCAGUCUAUCAACACUGGCAUCGAUGUAGCUAUCAAAAUGAUAGACAAAAAAGCUAUGCAGAAGGUUGGAAUGGUGCAGAGGGUCCGAAAUGAAGUUGAGAUCCAUUGUCAGUUAAAACACCCAUCCAUUCUGGAGUUGUAUAAUUAUUUUGAAGACAACAACUAUGUAUAUCUGAUUCUUGAGAUGUGUCAAAAUGGGGAGGUGAACAGGUUUUUAAAGAACAGAAAGAACCCUUUCUCUGAAGAUGAAGCCCGGCAUUUCAUGCACCAAAUUGUCACAGGAAUGCUGUAUCUUCAUUCCCAUGGUAUAUUACAUCGGGAUCUUACCCUUUCCAACCUACUGCUGUCUAGUGACAUGAAUAUCAAAAUUGCAGAUUUUGGUCUAGCAGCUCAGUUAAAAAUGCCAAAUGAGAAACAUUUUACUAUGUGUGGCACACCAAACUAUAUUGCUCCUGAAAUUGCUACACGGAGCGCUCAUGGACUUGAGUCGGAUGUCUGGUCCUUGGGAUGUAUGCUGUAUACGUUCCUUGUUGGGAGACCACCUUUUGAUACAGACACUGUUAAGAAUACACUGAAUAAGAUUGUACUGGCAGACUAUGAAAUGCCUGACUUUGUGUCAAGGGAGGCCAAAGACUUAAUUUUUCAGUUGCUACAAAGAAACCCAGCAGCUCGGUUAAGUCUUUCAUCAGUGUUGGACCAUGCAUUCAUGACUGGUUUCUCCAGUGUCCAAAGUAAAGUUACGGAAGCUGUUGAGGACUCCAUGGAUAGUGGGCAUGCUACAAUAUCUACUGGUUUCACUGGGUCUUCUGGAGUUAGUAUAAGUAGUCGUUUUCAGGAGAAAAGAAUCUUGUCUGGCCCUUCACUUCCCAACAAAGUCAAUAUCUUUCAAUUUAAGGAUAAAGAUCCUACAGAAAAAUCCCACAGUGGAAGCUUUCAUAAUACACAAAGGGAGAAUAAUUUUUCUGAGGGUAAUGGAAGGAAAACUGUUGCCUGUGAGGACAGACCACAUUCUCGUUACCUGCGAAGGGCUCAUUCCUCCGACAGAUCAGGGACCUCUCAAAGCCAAACUUAUGCUAAGCCAAGCAGCUUUUCAGAGAGGUGCCAUUCAGUGGAGAUGCUUGCUAAACCCAGUCAUUUAAAGGGUUAUUGCAUUUCUUCACCUCCCAACAGCUAUGGAGAUAUUCCACAGACCUUCACAGAUGAACAUUUUUUGGAGAGACACACUUCUCCUCCAGUGAAAGAAAAAACACCUUCUGAUUUCAUGUGCCCAGCAAAGCAAAUUGCCCCAAGAUCUAAUGACAAGUGGCAAGCUGAAACUGUGCAGCAGUGGUUUGGAGCUCUGCAACUGAAUGGUCAAUUUAAAAAUAUGCCGGAUACAAGCAGUGUUAGUAACAUGGGUGGAGAUUUCUACAGCCGACAGAUUGUGCAAAAUGGAGCUCCACAAUAUGCCUGGACUGAUGUAAAGAGGAAAAAUGACACAGACUCCACUUUUGAUAGCGUUCUGCGAGGGAUUCAAAAAGUUCCUGCUACUGCCCAGCGCAAAGCAGAAACAAGUCAAUUUGGGGAGCAAGGCAAAUCCAGGGUAACUCUGCAGGCCUUUGGAUCCAAUACCCUGAAAUCCAUCAUUUCUCCACUAGAUGCACAAAGACUGAAACCAAUCAGACAAAAAACAAAGAAUGCAGUGGUUAGUAUCCUUGAGUCUGGAGAAGUCUGUAUGGAGUUUCUAAAAGAGCAAAAUUCUCAAGAACGUGUGAAAGAGGUGCUGAGAAUAUCCUGUGAUGGAAAUUUGAUUUAUGUAUAUCAUCCAAAUGAAGGGAAAGGGUUUCCUCUAGUUGACAGACCUCCAUCUCCUCCAGAAAACAGGCUCAGUUACACCUUUGACAGUUUACCAGAAAAAUACUGGAAAAAAUAUCAGUAUGCUGCAAAAUUUAUACAACUUGUACAAUCUAAAACGCCAAAGGUUAGCUACUACACAAAAUAUGGCAAGUGUAUGUUAAUGGAAAAUAGUCCCAAUGCUGAUGUUGAAGUCUGCUUCUAUGAUGGAGCAAAGAUCCAUAAGUCCCCUGACUUAAUAAGCGUAAUAGAGAAAUCUGGGAAGUCAUACACACUGGAAGGGAGUAGACUGAGCGCUUUGUCUAAUGAAGUUCGAUCUUAUGUGGAACAUGCCAAUGAGAGCCAUUGCAUUUGCCUCUCUUUGGAAUCUGCAAUCAACACAGAGGAGAGAAAGGGUGAAAAUAUUUCUUUGUUUCCAAUAACAUUUGGCAGGAGGCCUACUAUAACAGAAUCUCCAAAGACACAGCUAACAACUUCUGUGGAUAGUUCUAGAAAAAGAAAAGAUGAACAGAGUUCUGUUAAGAGAGUAUUACAUGGCAGUACAACUUCCCCACCCCAGAUACCUAACAUUAAUCCCUCUCUAAUUUCAUAUGAGGGCUCUGUAUUCUCUGCUACCAAUGUCCAACCUUCACCUACUACAAAUACCCUCAAGACUCAUACUCCAGAUCAUGCUCAGGUCCUAAAAUCUGUUUUUGUUGAGAAUGUAGGCUGGGCAUCUCAGUUAAAAAGUGGAGCAGUAUGGGUCCAGUUCAAUGAUGGAUCACAACUUGUUGUUCAACCAGGGGUCUCCUCCAUUAUAUAUACUGCACCGAACGGCCAGAUAACAAGGCAUGGGGAGAAUGACAAACUUCCAGAGUACAUCAAAAGCAAGCUGCAGUGUCUCUCCUCCAUUCUAAUGCUCUUUGCCAGCUCCUCCAGCCACUAAUGGGAAAACAGAACCUUUCAACAAAAGCCAACAUUUACCCCCUUCUUACGUGCCGUGUAGAAAUGGUGCUUGCUGAGCUCUAUGAUCACUAGUAGCUAUAAAAUUCCAGUGCCUCCCCUGGAUUCGGUCUCAUCACAGCAUUUAUAUUGCCAUUCUAUAGGCAGUUUAUUUUUUUGUAAAUAUAAAAAGUAACAUUUAUUCUUCAGAUUCCUUCAAUGUAUUGUUUUACUUGUAUGUUGGGGGGGGUCUGUCAUGUAUAUCAUGGAUGACACAUGUUUCGCUAUAUAUUUGUACAUAUACAUGUUGUAUGUUUUGUAAAAUUCAAAAGUAUAUUUUUUAUUUUUAACUUAUUAUGUAUUCACCGUUUAUAAUGAAAUAUUACUGCAACAACCAAAGCAUUAAAAAGUGCAGUGAAGCAA
This is a messenger RNA of Xenopus laevis (African clawed frog), 3493 nucleotides long. It is a transcript of the gene plk4.S, whose product is annotated as polo like kinase 4 S homeolog. Gene Ontology annotation, biological process: centriole replication. Gene Ontology annotation, cellular component: cytoplasm; nucleus; centriole. Lineage: Eukaryota; Metazoa; Chordata; Amphibia; Anura; Pipidae. Gene Ontology annotation, molecular function: transferase activity; protein kinase activity; protein tyrosine kinase activity. The coding region runs from base 231 to 3074 and encodes 947 amino acids. The transcript is spliced from 16 exons. The record is from RefSeq and is a predicted model, not a curated record.